AUGUCUGAUAGUGACGAAGAUUUGAUGCCUGAGAGUGUAACAAGACUUCAACAUCAUGCCUUUAUGAAUCGGAGGGCGCCAAACAUGAAUAAUACAAACAUUACAAGCUUUAGUUUUGGUAACAAUACGAUGACUUCUACAUAUACAUCAAAAUAUGAAAGACAAAGAAAUGGCAUGCAACAUUCAAACCAAAUGAAUAUGUAUAAUAGAAGAGAAACAUCACCAAUGUCACUUAAAAGUUUUCCUGAUUCAGGGAUGCAACAUUUUCCUAACUUUCCCAAUCGCAUGACUAGCUGUAACCGAUCUGUAUUCAAUGGAAGAAGUGGAUCACCCAUGUCUACAAGAAGUAUUGAUUCUAAUGUGAGUGCUGCUGAUAUUGUAGUAGCACUGAAAAAUGUUAAAUUUAAUGAAAAGGAUUUAAGAUUAAUAAAAGAGGCAUAUAAUAAAUUUAUAAAAAAACGAACUCGGAAAAGAAUAGAGAAACGAAGAAAUUUAAAAUUAUUUUUGAAGGGCUAUAGACGAAAAUCUGGAGAGGAUUCUGGAGAACAAGGAAGUGAUUCCUCAAUAAGUAGUGAUGAUUGUAGAUCAACAAGGACAUUCUAUAAACAAAAUAGAUCCAGGUAUGGAUCAAAAUCUACAAUAACAGAUAUAACCCAUUUUAGAUCUACUUUACGAGAAAGUGAUAUGUUUAGAGACUGUACGGAGAGGUUUCAACAAACAAAACUCAGAAAUAUGUAUGCUGUAAAUAAUACUAAUGUAAAUCAUGCAGAUAAUGAUACUAUUAUUCAUCAAAAUCAUAAAAAAUUUCAAGAGAAACCACAACCAAAUAUGUCAAUGGUUACUCUUAAAGAUAGAUUUACAAAGAGUGCCAACUCCUUCCUUCUUCCAUCACAGAGAUUUAACAUGUCAACCAAAAAUCCAAAAAACGGAGAAAACUCUACAAAUGUGAAAAGAGAUGUUCUUAGAACAAAAAAUAAUAUUAUUUUAGAGGAACAUAGUAAAAGUCUAGAUAGUGAUAGAGACGAAAUAUUUUCAGAAAUCACAAUACGAGAAAAUACACAUAUUCAGCAAAAGAGAGUCCAUGAGGAUAGUGAAAUUAACGGUUCUGACAAAAAGAGGUAUAAAGCAGCACCACAAACAAACUUAAAUGAUUUAACUAGUAUGACAAACAGUGACUUUAACUUUAAAAAACCACAAAUGCCUGUAAGAAAAUCGGGAAACCAUAAAAAAGACUCGGCUCCAGAAAGAAUCAUUGCCAUGUCGAAACCACUAAUUGGCAAUAUAGAUUUAGACAUACCUAAGAAACUACCCAAACAUCUUGAUGAUACCCAAAACAAAUUACCUGUAAAUAGUACUGAGAUAGAGGAAUCUACAAAUCAAACUGAAACAACACAAAACUCUACUGAUGUAUCAAUGAGGCCUAGUUUUAUUAAAAGAAAAUUGUUCACCCAAAAAUUAGAUGUUGCUGAGAAUAAUAAUAUAAGUAGUGAUAAUAUUGGUGCGAACAGUCCUCAGGCAAAUAUGUACAGUGAAUGUAGAGAGAAGAAUAAAGUAAGAAAGCUGGUCGCAUCACAGUCAUGUUUAAGCCGAGACAUUUUAGGUGAUGAUAAUGUAUUAGAUUUAAUUCAUAAAAUUGUUCCACCAGAUAAAAUUAAUAUGACUACAGCUUCUAAUAAGAAAGAAGUUAACAAUAGCAAUGAUAAUGAUAAAUGGGAUGUUACAUCAGUAAUAUCUACAUGUGAUGUUGGUGAUGUUAGUGACACAUUCACAGAUGAAGAAAUAUUUAAAGCACCUUGUAAAUUAGAUAAUAGAGCAAAGAAAGAUCAAAAAGUGAGUGAAAAUGUUGCAGGGAAUAACACGAUUUUGCCCAAACCUGUGACCAAUAAACUAAUGACCCAAUGUAAUGUUGUAGUUAAAAAAUUGUCACCUCUACAAAAUUCAAAACAGAAACAAAGUGAAAAUGAAGGUGAUAAAUCUAAAUUCCCCAAUAAGAGGACAGUUUCAAGCUGUAUUAGGUCUUUUUGGGAUACUGAUUUCGAAAGUGACAUGGAAGAUAGGACUGCAACACCUUGGAAACCCAAGAUCCAACUAAAUUCAGGAGAUAAUUCUAAGAUGAACUUUAGCAAAAAAAGUGCUACAAAAGGUAGUAUCCUAACUAUAAGAAGUUUACAGAACAAGACAGUGAAUAGCAGCAUGAGAUCUGAUAUCAGUAGAGUUUCCAAAAGGAAUAUUGAAAGUCAAGAAAACAAAGAAAACAAUAACAUGCUUAAUAAAAAUAACAAAAAUUUGAAAAAUAAUGAAAAAGAAGAUGAAACUCAACCAAAAGAGAAGGAUUUAAAAAAUAUAAAAUCUAAACAAAAGAAUGAGACUACCAAGAUGAAUAAUGAAAAACCUAAAGCAAAACCUGCUCAAACCAAAACCAAAAGCAUGGCUGCUCAAAAUUCAAAAAAAGAUAGUCCGUGUAAUACGUCACGAGAAAGCUUAAGGCUAAGACAGAAAAAUGAGUCAAAAGUCAACACCAUCAGUUCAUGCAAUACAUCACGAGAAAGCUUAAGGCUCAAACAGAAAAAUGAGAAUAAAAUCGACAAUACUUUAAAUAAUGAUAUCGUAAAACGUCUUCGGGGUAGACCUAGAAAAUCUGCUGAAAAUGUAGACUCGAUAAAAUCUAAUCUUAAUAAAAAUAGCAAGGAAACAAAAAAGAACAAGAAAACAAAUGAUAAAUGUGUAAAGAAAAAUGCCACAUUAAACCGAACGAAGGAACAAACCCCACAAAGAAAGCAGAAUGUAAAGCUAUUUACUACUCCCAUUACCGACUCAAGUUUCAAUAUAAGUAAUAGAAGCUUAAGAAUAAGACAUAGA
Brenthis ino (lesser marbled fritillary) is the source of this 2859-nucleotide messenger RNA. Lineage: Eukaryota; Metazoa; Arthropoda; Insecta; Lepidoptera; Nymphalidae. The record is from the annotation of a GenBank genome assembly.